AAGAAACGGAAAGUGUUUGCAAGGUCAAUUUGAUGAUGUUUCGACGCUGCGGCGUCGCGACGUUUUGGGCUACUGCCUAUUCUAGCUCUCAGUGCGAUACCUUCAUGUGUGUGGUGAAGUUAAGUUGAGCCAUGGAGACCAGAAGCAGGUUCCAUUGGCCCCUUCUGCUCUUUGGAUUACUUUAUCUCACAUCAUCUUUGCAGGUCGUGCAAGGAGUUGUCGAGUCAGGUCCAUCAGAGUCAGAAUGCAGGCCCUUCAUCGAGAAGGCCUUGAAAGAGUUGGAGAUCGGCGCGGAGUCUUCUUCGGCGGUCGUCGACGACGACGAUAGCAGCAAAGAAGACAUCGCAACGGUCGAAAUUACCACUGAAGACGACGACUCGCUUCAGCAUGAAGGAGAAUCCGAACCAACAGUCGAACUCGAAGACGACGCGGACGCCAAAAGCGCAGAAGACCAGAAAGAAGAGGAACAGGAUGGGAGUGAGGAAACCGACGGCUCUCUCGAGGAGGCCACUCCCAGAUCGGGCGAAGAUCAACAAUCUGAUGAAGAUGCACACUCUCAUGAAAUCCAUGCAGGAGAUGCUCCUGAGGCUACAGACGACGGUUCUGAGGAGGAUCAGGGUGAGGACCGAGAAACAGAUCACGAUGGAGAUCAAGAAGACGCCACUUCCGCUUCCGUUGAGGAACCAACCGAGGGAUCCGACGAGAAAGAAACCGAAGAUGAAGAUAAAUCAACAGAAACUGCCAGCGCUGAAGAAGCCGAGACCUCCAAGGAAGAUGAAACUGGAACUGUAAAAGAAAGCGAAGAAGACCAAGAAACACAAGAAUCAAUAGAAGAAGAGAAAAAAGAAUCACAAGAAUCAGUUGAAGAAGUGGAAGAGGAGCAGAAAAUGGGAGAAGCUGAAUCUGCCGAGAAAGAGGAAAAAGAUGAAUCAACCGAAGAUCAAGAUAAAGAGGAAUCUGUUGAAGAUGCUAAAGAAUCUGCCGAAGAUACAAAAGACUCAGUCGAAGAUACUAAAGAAUCCGCGGAAGAUGUUAAAGAAUCUGUAGAGGAUAUUAAAGAAUCUGUUGAAGAUGCUAAAGAAUCUGCCGAAGAUACUAAAGAAUCUGUAGAAGAUACUAAAGAAUCUGUUGAAGAUACUAAAGAAUCAGCUGAAGAUGUUAAAGAAUCUGUCGAUGAUACUAAAGAUUCAGUUGAAGAUACUAAAGAUUCAGUCGAAGAUACGAAAGAUUCUGUUGAAGAUACCAAAGAAUCUAUCGAAGAAAUGCAAGGUGAUCAACCACAAGAAGCUCAAAUUGAAGAAAAAAUAGAAACACCCAUCACUGAAGAGAAAGAAGAACCUAAAAAAUUAGAUAUUCAAGAAUCUGAAAUUAAAGAUCAAGGUGAAAAAGAUGAAGAAAGUGAAGAAAAAGAAGAAGCUCCUGAGGAAGAAUUAAUAAUUGAGGAUGAAAAACCUGAUGAACUUCGACCAACGGAACAUUUAGCGCAAUUAUUAAAACUAGACGAUGAAUACGAAGAGAAAGAAAGGAUUAUAGAUAAUAUAGCAGAAAUAACGUUAAGAGAUUUGAAGAGGUUAUACGAGAACGCAAUAAAACCUUUGGAAACUUUGUAUAAAUACCGAGAUUUAAGUAACCGUCAUUUUGGGGAUGCCGAAAUUUUUGCAAAGCCUUUAGUUCUUUUUAUGGGACCAUGGAGUGGUGGGAAAUCGUCUAUUAUCAACUAUUUGGUUGAUAAUGAAUAUAAUGAAACAUCUUUGAGAACGGGUGCGGAACCUUCACCUGCUUAUUUUAAUAUUAUGAUGCACGGUCAGGAGCCGGAAGUUCUCGACGGGACCCAAUUGGCUGCUGAUUUUACUUUCUCUGGUCUUCAAAAAUUCGGACAAGGAUUAGAAGAAAGACUUAGAGGGAUGAAACUUCCAAAAAAAUUGCUCGAAAAGGUAAAUAUCGUUGAAAUUCCUGGAAUAUUGGAAGUUCGCAAACAAAUAUCGCGCGUCUUUCCGUUCAAUGACGCCUGCCAAUGGUUUAUAGACAGGGCCGAUAUCAUCUUUUUGGUCUACGAUCCUUCGAAGCUGGACGUAGGCCCAGAGACUGAGGCUAUUUUGGAUCAAUUGAAAGGAAGGGAGCAUCAGACGCGCAUAAUUUUAAACAAAGCCGAUCAGGUGAAGCCCGAAGAAUUGAUGCGAGUUCAAGGAGCUUUAAUAUGGAAUAUUUCCCCACUUAUGUCUUCUGCUCAACCACCCGCUAUGUACACCACUUCGUUAUGGUCGAGACCUUAUGAACCGUGGGCGCCCGUUAGGCUUCUUCAAGCUCAGGAACGAGCGUUCUUAAGAGAUUUAAGAACAGCUAUUGAUAAGAGAAUUGAAAAUAGGAUAGCUAGUGCACGAAGAUUUGCGGUACGUGUAAGAAACCAUGCAAAAAUGGUUGAUUGUUAUUUAACGACUUAUUAUAAUCACAAGUCGGUGUUUGGUAAUAGAAAACAGGUUUCGGAUGCAAUUAUCGAACAUCCUCAGGAUUACCACAUUUACGAAGGGCUUUCAACGUUAACAAAUAUUUCACGUUAUGAUUUACCAGAUCCGGAUGUUUAUAGAGACUUUUUCAGACUGAAUCCUCUGUAUGAUUUCCAACAGCUCUCGGCGACUUGUACGUAUUUCAGAGGUUGCCCAAUUAACCGGCUGGACGUGGCGAUUGCGUAUGAUUUACCAGAGUUAGUUGGAAAACAUAAGAAGAUGGUUGAAGAGGCUGUGGCCAGAGCGAAUUCAAAAACUCCGGCCAGUUGAAAGAAUCAGAAAUAGACGAAUAAAGAAAACUAAUACAUCAUGUGACUGAUAUUCUUCGGGGAAAGAAGUAAAUUAUAUUAAAUUAUACCGAUGUGAUUACUGAAUAGCCGAUGAACUGUCAAAAGCUUUCUUUAGUUUCUACCUGCCAAAUUGUGUGUGUUAAUAGCAUUUAAAAUUUCUUUUCUUUGCAAAACGGAGUGUUGAAAUUUGCUUUCGAAGGGAGUGGGUUAUAACGCCGAAUAACGUGAAAUAUCGGGUGUACAAUUCCUUAAUUUAGUUUUUCUCUCUCUCUCUCUCAGAAUAGUAGUACGUGUAAGGUUAAAAUAAUACAAAACUGCUCCUCCCUCCCUCACCGAAAGUGUUUCAGUAUGAAUCUAUUCAUAUUUAACGGCUGGGGGGCUCUACUUCGGUGAGGGACGAUUAAUUCCCGUAUAAUUUAAUCACGUCAUUCAAUUAUUUAGAGUAAUUAAAAAAAAAUAAAAAAAAACAAACAUGUUGAGUAUGUACAUUAUUACAAGACAUAGGUUAAGUUAAAAAAAAAACGGAAAUAAAAUGUUUACUUUUA
Messenger RNA from Onthophagus taurus, 3339 nucleotides. RefSeq lists its product as uncharacterized. Gene Ontology annotation, molecular function: GTP binding. NCBI's taxonomy places the organism in Eukaryota, Metazoa, Arthropoda, Insecta, Coleoptera, Scarabaeidae. The record is from RefSeq and is a predicted model, not a curated record.